Coregonus clupeaformis (lake whitefish) is the source of this 6922-nucleotide messenger RNA. RefSeq names its product potassium channel subfamily T member 1-like. The record is from RefSeq and is a predicted model, not a curated record. The transcript has 34 exons. The coding region runs from base 548 to 4402 and encodes 1284 amino acids. NCBI's taxonomy places the organism in Eukaryota, Metazoa, Chordata, Actinopteri, Salmoniformes, Salmonidae. Gene Ontology annotation, biological process: potassium ion transport. Gene Ontology annotation, molecular function: intracellular sodium-activated potassium channel activity. Gene Ontology annotation, cellular component: membrane.
CAGAGGAGGAGGCCAGUUGUUGUGUGACAGUAGACAAGGCAUGGAUGAUGCUAUCCUGAAGGGACCACAGAGAUGCUGUCACUUGACUGUAUCUGCUUUGAAAUGCGUUUGAUCUCUUUACAAAGAAAACGUUAUAUUUUCUAACGAAAAUUUUAACGUAAGUAGAGACUGUUGUUUCUGUUUUGAAAGAAAAUGUCAACUUCAAGUAGUCUUUCAAAAAGAACAGAAGCCUGGUAAAAUCGAAAGAUAAAAGGAAAAUACUGUCGGGAUGUCGCCUAGUGUAGGUUAAUCAUAAUUUCUCCAUGAGGACCAGAAAAUGCUCGAAUUUCUCUACCUCACGGGUGCAUUUUCCGUUGGACCCUCUUCAAGGGCCAUCUGCAGGGGUCGCUUCCCUUUCCCGCCCCUCUUAUGUAAUCGAUCAAUGAAUAAGGUUUCAAGCCAAGGUUUAUUUUUUUAUCGGAAGGCAUCGUCCACCAGUGUGAUACAGCCGGGGCUGCAUGGAUAAUGUGCAGCAGAUAUUCUAUAAUAAACAAGACGUGUAUUUACGAUGAUGGGACCGCGGACACCGAUAGAGCCAGACGCAACCAUGAGCCCGCUUCAUCGAUCCUCGCGUUCCCAUGGUGACAGGUCUGACUCCACGGAGACCCUCCAGAAGAACAAGAGCAGCAACACUGGAGUUAUUCUGGACAUCUCAGCCCUUAAGUUGGAGGAGGUGGACUCUGAGGUCCCUCCUCUACCGCCCCGCUACCGCUUCAGGGACCUGCUGCUGGGGGACCAGUCCUUUCAGAACGACGACAGGGUGCAGGUGGAGUUUUAUGUGAAUGAAAACACCUUCAAGGAGAGGCUCAAGCUGUUCUUCAUCAAAAACCAAAGGUCAAGCCUGAGGAUCCGUCUGUUUAACUUCUCCUUGAAGCUGUUGACGUGUGCCCUAUACGUCCUCAGAGUGGCUCUGGACGACCCCGAACAGGUCACUGGUGUAUGUGUGAACUGUCAGAACCGAACAAACACAGCAGCAGAAUCUACAGAAAGCACAGAAAUCAACUGGGAGUUGAUUUUCUGGGUGAACAGAAGGGUUCCUGUAUGGGCAAUACAGGUGAUCGUGGCCUUAAUCAGCUUCCUGGAGGCGAUGCUCCUUACAUAUCUCAGCUACAAAGGGAAUAUCUGGGAGCAGAUGUUCCAGAUCUCUUUCAUUCUGGAGAUGAUCAAUACCGUGCCAUUUAUAAUCACUAUCUUCUGGCGUCCAUUGAGAAACAUCUUCAUCCCAGUGUUUCUCAACUGCUGGUUAGCCAAGUGUGCCCUGGAGAAUAUGAUUAACGAUCUUCAUCGUGCCAUCCAGAGGAACCACUCUGCCAUGUUCAACCAGGUCCUCAUCCUCAUCUGCACCCUACUCUGUCUGGUCUUCACUGGGGCGUGUGGUAUCCAGCAUCUAGAGAGGGCAUCUAAUCAGAACCUGACUCUUUUCAACUCUCUGUAUUUCUGCAUCGUCACCUUCUCUACCGUGGGCUAUGGUGACGUCACACCUCAUAUCUGGCCUUCUCAGCUGCUGGUAGUCAUUCUCAUCUGUGUGGCUCUCGUGGUGCUCCCGCUACAGUUUGAGGAGCUGGCCUAUCUGUGGAUGGAGCGUCAGAAGUCAGGAGGGAACUACAGCAGACACCGGGCCCAGACAGAGAAACACGCGGUCCUGUGUGUCAGCUCUCUGAAGAUAGACCUGCUCAUGGACUUCCUCAAUGAGUUCUACGCUCACCCUAGAUUACAGGACUACUAUGUGGUGAUCCUGUGCCCUACGGAGAUGGACAUCCAGGUGCGUCGUAUCCUCCAGAUCCCCCUGUGGUCCCAGAGGGUCAUCUAUCUCCAGGGCUCAGCGCUCAAAGACACAGACCUCAUGAGGGCCAAGAUGGAUGAUGCAGAAGCCUGUUUUAUCCUGAGCAGUAGGAAUGAGGUGGACCGCACUGCGGCUGACCACCAGACCAUCCUCAGAGCCUGGGCUGUAAAGGACUUUGCCCCAAACUGCCCCCUGUAUGUCCAGAUCCUCAAACCAGAGAACAAAUUCCAUGUGAAGUUUGCUGAUCACGUAGUCUGUGAGGAGGAAUUCAAGUUCGCCAUGCUGGCUCUGAACUGUGUGUGUCCAGCCACAUCCACCCUGGUCACACUCCUAGUGCACACCUCCAGAGGACAGGAGGGCCAGCUGUCUCCAGAACAGUGGCAGAGGACAUAUGGACGUUGCUCGGGGAACGAAGUCUACCACAUCCGCCUCUGUGACAGCAAGUUCUUUGGGGAGUAUGAUGGGAAGAGUUUCACAUAUGCCUCCUUCCAUGCACACAAGAAGUAUGGUGUGUGUCUGAUCGGGGUGAAGAGGGAGGACAACAAGAGCAUCCUGCUGAACCCUGGUCCUCGCCACAUCAUGGCCGCCCCAGACACCUGCUACUACAUCAACAUCACCAAGGAGGAGAACAGCGCCUUCAUCUUUAAACAGGAGGAGAAGGACAACAAGGGCCUGCCGGUGGCCGGGCUGUACGAUGCCCCCUCCAGGCUGCCUGUACACAGCAUCAUCGCCAGCAUGGGGACGGUAGCCAUCGACCUCCAGAACCCGGCGGACCCCCCAGAGGACAGCAACAAGCUGACUCUGCCCACAGAGAAUGGGUCUGGAAGCAGACGGCCCAGCAUUGCCCCCGUCCUGGAGAUAGCUGACUCCUCCUCCAUCCUGCCCUGCGACCUGCUCAGCGACCAAUCAGAGGACGAGACCAAUCAAUCAGACGAGGAGGGCUCGUCGGUGUCAGAUUUUGUGAAAGGAUAUCCUCCCAACUCGCCCUACAUUGGCAGCUCUCCAACCCUGUGCCAUCUCCUACCACAGAAAGCCUCCUUCUGUUGCCUUCGCCUGGACAAGGGUUGCAGGCACAACAGUUUUGAGGAUGCCAAGGCCUAUGGUUUUAAGAACAAGCUGAUCAUAGUAUCUGCAGAGAUGGCAGGGAACGGCCUCUAUAACUUCAUCGUCCCUCUUCGGGCCUACUACCGCCCCAGGAAAGAGCUCAGCCCUAUCGUACUGCUAUUAGACUACCCGCCUGACAACCACUUCCUUGAAGCCAUCUGCUGUUUCCCAAUGGUCUACUUCAUGGCUGGAACUAUAGAUAACCUGGACAAUCUUCUGCAGUGUGGCAUCAUCUAUGCUGAUAACCUGGUGGUGGUGGACAAGGAGAGCACCAUGAGUGCUGAGGAAGACUAUAUGGCAGACGCCAAGACCAUAGUCAACGUACAGACCAUGUUCAGGCUGUUCCCCAGUCUUAGUAUCAUCACUGAGCUGACCCACCCCUCCAACAUGAGAUUUAUGCAGUUCAGAGCUAAGGACUGCUACUCUCUGGCUCUCUCCAAACUAGAGAAGAUAGAGCGUGAUAAGGGUUCCAACCUGGCCUUCAUGUUCCGCCUGCCGUUCGCUGCAGGCAGAGUGUUCAGUAUUAGUAUGCUGGAUACGCUGCUCUACCAGUCAUUUGUGAAGGACUAUAUGAUUCCCAUAGCAAGACUUCUACUAGGCCUGGACACAACGCCUGGGUCGGGUUACCUGUGUGCAAUGAAGGUGACAGAGGAGGACCUGUGGAUCAGGACGUAUGGCAGGUUGUUCCAGAAGCUGUGUUCCUCCAGCGCUGAGAUUCCCAUAGGCAUCUACCGUACAGAGUCUCACAUGUUCUCCUCCUCUGAGUCUCAAGUCUCCAUCAAUGUAGAGGACACGGGCGGUGACGAUCAGAGGGACAACAGAUGCAAGUCAUGGAAGGAGAAGACCGGAACCCACCGGAUGUCCACCACCAGCGAAUCAGAACACCCGUUACUGAGGAAGAAGAGCCUCCAGUGGGCGCGUCGUCUCAGCCGUAAAAACACCAAACCUCAGAGCCGCGCCGAGCGGAUCUCACAGCAGCGCCUCAACCUGUACCGGCGCUCAGAGAGACAGGAGCUGUCUGAGCUGGUUAAGAACCGCAUGAAGCACCUGGGACUGCCCACUGUCGGAUACGAGGAUGUUGCUAAUCUUACCGCCAGUGAUGUCAUGAACCGAGUAAACCUAGGAUAUUUACAAGAGUUGCAGGGCAUGUCAGAACAUCCGUUAGGAGAGGAGACCAGAACAGGGGCAAACACAGGUGGGUUUGGAGAAGCAGAAGCACUUUACCCCCCAACCCCCAAGCUUGAGUCCCAUUCUGUCCCAGAUGAGAUGAACGACCACCAGAACACUCUGUCCUACGUUCUCAUCAACCCCCCUCCAGACACCAUGCUGGAGCUCAAUGACAUUGUGUACAUCAUCCGGUCCGACCCGCUGGCGGGCCCUAACGUGCCAGAGGAUCCGGCUCAAGGGCAGAGCAGCGGCGGUGGCCGGAUGAGGCAGGACUUUGGCACUGAGACCAGGGACGAGACCCACCUCUGAAACCCCCUCGCCUCACCGCACUCUGGUCGCCAACCCCCCCAGGCACGAUACAGAGACCCCCCCCACCCCCAAGCCCUCGCCCACCAUUCAACCUUACCUUACUACCCCUACCUUCUCAGACUUACAGAGAGACACGUUUCACUGAGCUGCUAUGGAAGGAUGCAUGAAGAGUGCCUCAUCAUUAACUAACUACUUCACCCCUUAGAAAGCAUCAGACAGACACCACACUCUUUGCAAAAGAUAAAACAGAAACAAUGCACCAGUCACUGGAGGGAGAGAGAGACAGACUGGAAGCAAGACCCCUUCUGGACAAGUAACCAACCAGAAGAGAGGAUGAUGUCAGUGGUCCUGUGACACGCUUUAUUUUGAGCUCGUCGGCACGCUUGGUGGGUGGAGCUCGCACUUUAGGACCAAUGGAAGGGUGUCACAAGAGCAAACUCUGCCCAUAUGGUAUGCUGGCGAGCUAGACCAAGCACACCUGGUGUGUGUGUGUGUGGACUGUGUGGUUAUCAGUUACAAUAGCAAGUCAUGUACGGAGUUUGGGACAGAAAUGGUUAUUCCUUGUCAAGAUGUUAUGGCAGUAUCCUUACACAUCAAUCAUGAAAGUACAUGAGCACUUGUUAAAUUACAUUGACUUUCGUUUUUGAUUUUAUUAUUUUCCCUAGCAAAAAUGUAGAAAACAACGCAUCUUUUACUGCUACUUCUGGAUGUUUCCCCAUUUUGUUGUAUAUCAUGCCGUUUCUUAUAUAAAAAGUAUAGAAUCGUCAAAUGGAUUGAAGAACCGAUAUAAAUUCUGCCAUGCCCCUAUGUCGCUCUAUUUGUGCCAUAUCAUAUCUGGAUAUUUAUUUUAUACCUGUCAGUGUUCUACUUAAGUCAAUGUUCAAUCAUUCCAGAUUUCUGACAGUAUUUAAUCAGUUACAGUACAUUACAGUAAAAUGAUCCUGAGUUUCAAAGCGGUUUACAGUGGAACACCUAUGUUAAUACUUGUUAUGAGUACUUGUUUUGCACAAUAAGAGACAGGCACAGUUAAAGUGAUAGUUCACUACAAAAUUAAAGUUAUAUGUUUUCAGAUGUCAAAAGUAAUCUAAUGUAAAGAUGAGUUGGAGUUAACUAUCACUUGAAGUCUGUUAUUAUGGCCAGUACAUGGGCUUGGAGUAUAGUGUUGCAAGCUGGAUUCCAAAAUGUCCUUUCACUUAUACAGGAAUCACUUGUACAGUAAACGUAGUAUUGUCUGUGCUUUAGAUAUUUAAUCAUUAUUUAAGAUGUAUUUCCUUUUUUAUACUAUUGGACUAAUAUGUGUGGUUUUAUCAUUAUAAAUACUCAGACUUUUAAUCUUCAUUGUUUGGUUAAAAAAAAGAAAAGAAUGUGGGCCGUUAUUACAGAAAUAAAAAAAAGAAGGACUUGAAAUAGUUUUGCACUAAGCUCUGUGGUUGUUAAGAGCGUUAUAGCAUGACCCUUUAUACCGAAACUUAAACUAUACAAUAAAACAGACUACAGUAUUCACAGCACAGUAUGAGGCAGUCUCCAUACAGUCAGAGAGAGAGGUGUUAUAAACACAUUGUCAACUUUGUUAAGUAAGUUUGCAGAGUUUAAGGAUCAUUGUCAUUGUAAACGAUACAAUAUACUUUGUCCAUUUAGAUGGGAAAUAAUUUGUGAAGCUAGCAUACUGAAACAGCCUCUCCAUAACAGUACGCCAUAAUACAUUCAAUAUGGAAAACACUGAAAAUAUAUUUUGAUAUGUGCCAUUACCGUUCGUUUGUUAUAAAAAUGUAACAGGUAGUUCUAAAGGAACAUGCAUUUCCUGACUGCAUGAAUACGAUUAGGUUGUUGGGAAAGUUAGUUAAGAUGGAGGAUAAAGUCAAGCUUUGACAUUCUGGCCUGAGCAACAUUGAUACUUUGAUAUCAGGACUGAAGUUCUUUAAGGUGUAUUUCUGGCUGUGUUUGAGAUGUAUAGUAUUACAACAUUUUCCAUUGAAUUACUGUAAGUGUAGAUAGAUUAUGUCCGAUUCUAGCCAGGCCCCCAGAAGGGCAGUUUACAUAUCUGGAGGACUAAAGAAGGGUACAGUUGAUCACCAUGGAAACAAUGAGCAUGUACAAUCCCAUCAGCACCAUAGAAUUAGAAUCCAUAGAAAAUCUGUUUGUGGUUUUUGAAGUUAAUACUGUAGUAUAGAAAGGGGCAUGCAAACACAAAAAGCAUGUUUUGAAAUAAAGCUUGCCAAACGAGAUAUUUUUUCCUACAGUUAGAUUGCCGACCUGUGUUAAGUAUCACAACUAGAAAAUGUAUCUGAUGAUAAUAUUCCCCGCUUGUUAUUUGUAAGCAUAUCAUUUGAUAUCUUUAUAUGGGACCAUGCAUGUCCUCCAGACUUAUCAAAAACCUCUGUUUACUUUAUCAUGUUUUUAAUUAAUUGUGAAAAGGUUUGAUCCAUUUUGUACUAUUUCCUAUUAUGAAGUCUGUGUACUUCUCUACCAUGAUGUAAAAUAUGAAACAAUAAAUGCUACAUGCAGCUGGGAACAUUGAAA